GAGACCUCACAAAUGUGAUUGGAGAAUUCCAAUGGAUUGCCAAUGGAAAUCCAUUGGCAUCGUUCAGUCCCAUUUGUGAUGGGUAAUUCUCCCACUACUACUUUUUGGAAGAAAGUCAUAAAAGCGCAUGUGAGAGCUCUGGUGUAGAUUAAUUUCAAAUUUCAACUGCCAUUGAAGCACAUUGAGAUCUCAAGUGUCCAGUUGAGAAGAAAGAUUAUUUAUAAUUAUUUACGAUACUGUAAUCAACAAUAACGACUUAUUGUGAAAAAAUAUGAGUAAUACGGAAUCACCUUCAACGAGUAGAUCGAAACGUCAAAAGAUUGAUAAAACUGGGAGACUAUCAGCCUUAGAAAAAUUGAAACAGUUGAAGGGUAGUAAACAUAAAUACGAAGUUGAUCAGUUAGAAAAUGUGUACGAUGAAGUUGAUGAAAAAGAAUACAGUCGAACUGUAAUAAGCAGGCAGAAUGAUGAUUGGAUCAUUGAUGAUGGGGAGAGUGGUUAUGUUGAAGAUGGCAGAGAAAUUUUUGAUGAUGAUUUGGAUAAUGAAAGUAUCCAAGAAGCAAGAAAACACAAAGUUUCUGGUCCAAGGAAAAACAAAAAAGAAGAUGUCAAAAAAAAGGGAUCGAUUCAAAACAUGUUGAUGAAUAUGCCAACUAAAAAAAAAGCAGAUGUUGGACUCAAUGAUGACAAUAUUUUAGGAGAUUUAAUGUCAGAAUUAAAAAAAAAUGAUACACCAACAAAGCCAGAAACAAGAACAGUUAGAAAUAAAUUUUGUACUACUUCUAAAGUGAAUAAAACUACCGAUAUCGGACAGAAACAAGAAUCUGCUUUGGAACAAAACAAAAUGCAGUCCAAUAAUGAUGAUGAUUUUGCGAUGUUUGAUGCAGUUAGGAAGACAGAUAUAAAUAAACAAAACGAGUCAAAUUUCCAAUUAGGAAAUAGUAGUAGCCAAAACAUUAUCGAUGAUGAAUGGUGCGAUGAAUCACAAACAGUUUCUAAAAUAUCGGAUGUAGAAUUGAAAAACAGUGUCACUGAAAAAAGUAGUAGUCAAGUAAUAGAGGAAGAAAGUGAAGAUCUUAGUCAAUUUGUUGGAGACUUUUGCAGUUCAGAUUUCGAAAAUGAAUGUACAAGUCACAUUGGAAAAUCAGGACCAUCUACCAUUGUGGAAAAUAGUAAACCGGAGCCUGAAGUUAAGAAUCUAAAUAUUGAAAACGAAAUGUUUGAAGCCAUAGACUUUAGCAAAAUAUUGGAUACUGAAUUUUCAACACAAACGCAAAAUGUUGAAGUUUCAGUAGAUACUACAGAAUUGCCUUUACCAUUUACAAGUAAUGCCAAUAAAGAAGAAGUGUUUAGAUUUUAUUGGUGGGACGCAUACGAAGAUCCGUACAAACAACCUGGAGUUGUAUAUUUAUUUGGAAAAGUCUUUGUACCGUCUAUAAAAACUUACUGCUCUUGCUGUUUAACAGUUAAAAAUAUUCCUCGAAGAAUUUAUCUUCUUCCUAGAGUGCAUAUAAAAUCUUCCAAGGAUACUAACGAUGAACCAAAAUUGAAUUCAAUGGAAGAAGUUUAUAAAGAAUUUAAUCAGUUUGCAAAUAAAUCAGGAAUAAAAGAGUUCCGUUGUAGUACGGUUACAAAACAUUAUGCUUUUGAGCAGGAAGAUACUCCAUUAGUAUCUGAAUAUUUGGAAGUGAGGUAUUCAGCGCAAUAUCCGGCUAUGCCUUCUGAUUAUACUGGAUCGUCGAUAGAACGCGUCUUUGGUACAACAAUAAAUCCUUUGGAAUUACUUAUAAUAGAAAGAAAUAUUAAAGGACCCUGUUGGUUGGACGUGAAAUGUCCAUUACCAACUGGUGUACAGACCAGUUGGUGUAAAAUCAAGGUGAAUUGUAUGAAGAUGGAGAACAUAUCAGUUUGUUCUGAGACUCAAGCCUUACCACCAUUAGUAAUAAUGACUUUAAAUAUACGGACAUCAUUGAAUUCGAAAUCUCAACAAAAUGAAAUAGUCAUGAUUGCAAUAUUAAUACAUCAUAAAUUUCAUGUCGAUAGAGAACCUCCUAAACCUCCGUUUCAGCAACACAUUUGCUUAAUCACACAUCCGCGUGAUAUUCCUUGGCCGCGACAAGCACGCGAAAUGUUCUCGAAAAUUUCAUACACUAAAGUAAUGAAAUUUGAUACCGAAGUGGAUCUACUUGAAGAAUUGCUAAAAAUAGUGAACACAGUAGAUUCAGAUUUAUUAAUUGGAUAUGAUUGUGGUUUUCAAUUCGAUAUACUAAUGCACAGAAUGUUCACUCUAAAAGUUCCAAAUUGGAGUAGAUUUGGAAAGCUAAGACGCUCUAUGCCACCUUUAAUUAAGGGGAAAAUAAAUAUGAAUCAAGUACUUGCUGGUCGUCCUUUGUGUGAUAUACAAGUUUCAGCUAAGGAAUUGAAUCUAAAAGUUAGAAGUUACGAUCUCCAAUCUCUCUGCAUAGCGGUUUUAAAGAAAAAGGAAAAUGAAUGCAAGGAAAUAAAACCUGGUGAAUCUGGAUUAUUUUACGCUACAACAAGUAAAGUAGAUAAUUUAAUUAAAAUAACACUAACAGAGGCAUUGUAUAUUCUCUCUAUUGUACUUGAGCUUAAUGUUCUCCCACUUGCACUACAAAUUACAUGCAUUGCUGGAAAUAUUUUAUCAAGAACAUUAACAGCAGGACGCGCAGAAAGAAAUGAAUAUUUAUUACUACAUGCUUUUCACUUAAAAAAUUAUGUAACUCCAGAUAAACGAGUUACAAGAAGGGGAAAGAAUGCUGAAAACAAUGAAAAUACUGGCAAGAAGAAGGCAGCUUAUGCUGGGGGUUUAGUUCUUGAUCCAAAAAAAGGAUUUUACGACAAACUGAUAUUAUUGAUGGACUUCAAUUCCUUGUAUCCCAGUAUAAUCCAAGAAUACAAUUUGUGUUUCACUACUGUCCCUGGCGCUGCAUAUGCUGAUGUCGAGGAUUUAAGUAUUCCCGAAUCAAAUCUAGAGCCUGGAGUAAUUCCAACAGAAAUUCGCAAAUUGGUUGAGAGUAGAGUGGAAGUGAAAAAAUUAAUGAAGGCACCAAAUAACUCACCCGAGUUGAAAAUGCAAUAUAAUAUUAGGCAGUUGGCUUUGAAACUAACAGCUAAUUCCAUGUACGGUUGUUUAGGCGCAACUCAUUGUAGAUUUUAUGCUAAAGGACUUGCUGCUCUGGUAACAGCAAAAGGUCGAGAAAUUUUACGACACACAAAAAAUAUUGUUGAAAAAUUGAAUUAUGAAGUUAUAUAUGGAGACACAGACUCCAUAAUGAUAAAUACUAAUUUAAUAGAGUAUGAAGAAGUUUUCUCUGUUGGUAGGAAGAUUAAACAAGAAGUGAAUAAACUGUACAAACGGGUGGAAUUAGAUAUUGAUGGUGUAUUUCGCUAUUUACUACUUCUACAAAAGAAAAAGUAUGCUGCGGUUAUAAUGACAAAAUUACCUAACGGACAGAUCGAAUUAACGCAAGAACAUAAGGGUUUGGAUAUUGUGAGAAGGGACUGGUGUCAGCUAGCUUGCGAUGUUGGAAAAAAAAUCUUAGAUCAGUUACUUUCUGAUCAAUCUAACGAGAAUCGGCUAGAAAAUAUUUUCCUGAUGUUGCAAAAUGUUGCGAAAAGUGUUCGAGAAAAACAAGUUUCUUUAUCAUCGUUAGUUAUUACAAAACAGUUAUCGAAAAAUCCAAACGAAUAUUCGGAUGCCAAGCAAGCUCAUGUGCAAGUAGCUUUAAGAUUAAAUAAGGAAGGUGGUAGAAUGUGGAAAGUUGGUGAUACUGUGCCAUACAUUAUAUGUGAUGAUGGAACAGAGAAAUCUGCAACUGAUAGAGCAUAUCACAUCGACGAGUACAAAAAGAGCAGUUCUUUGAAAAUUGAUGUUAAUUAUUAUUUACUAAGUCAAGUAUUUCCGAUUGCGUUGAGAAUUUGUGAACCAAUCGAAGGAAUCGAUGACGUGUUACUAGCUCAGAAUUUGGGUUUGAAGAACAUUUAUAAAUCUAAAAGAGUGAUACAUGAACAAGAAAGCAACGAUAUACCAUUGUUAGUAAAUGAUGAUAGAUUUAGAUUUUGUCUUCCAUUCAAAUUUAAGUGUGCAGAUGAAAAAUGUCGAUCCGAAAUUGUAGUAAAAGACAUUGUUAUCGAAACGCCCAACGGUAAUCAAUUAUCACUUGCAUCAUGUUCAAAUCCAGAGUGCACGGUACAACCAUGGACAUAUGUAAAUGCUAUACAAAAUGCAUUAACGCUUGCUGUACGAGAAGCAAUUACGGAAUAUUAUGAUGGUUGGUUAGAAUGCGAAAAUCCAUUAUGCGGAGAAAGAACACGAAGAAUUCCAUUAGGGUUUUAUGGAAAAUAUCCACCUUGCAGGAAAUGUGGUGCUGAUAUGCAUAGAGAGUAUUCAGAAACAAAACUUUACAAUCAACAGUGUUUUUAUCUUCAUCUAUUUGACGUGAGUCAAUCAAAGUAUAAAAACUUACUAGCACAAUAUCCACAAGGUAUGAGAGCAGCAUAUGAUUGUUUAAAAGAAGCAAUGGAAAAGGUAUUGAAACGAAAUGCAUUUUCUGUUGUAUGCUUGGACACGUUAUUCGGAAAUAUGAAUGUAGCACACAAGUCAACAGAUCAAAAUACACCUAUUUUGAAUAUAUAUGACACAUCAGAUGAUGAGAGUUGCUAAUACAAUCGAUACGGAAGUUAUAAAUUUUAAAUAAUGUCAGAAUUUCUUCAUUUUUCACCCAAAAGUUGACCACAAUUCAUAACUUCAUAUGAUUCUAAUAAAAAUUAGUAUUGAUAAGUCU
This is a messenger RNA of Megalopta genalis, 4805 nucleotides long. It is a transcript of the gene DNApol-alpha180, whose product is annotated as DNA polymerase alpha catalytic subunit. Gene Ontology annotation, molecular function: single-stranded DNA binding; DNA-directed DNA polymerase activity; DNA replication origin binding. NCBI's taxonomy places the organism in Eukaryota, Metazoa, Arthropoda, Insecta, Hymenoptera, Halictidae. The record is from RefSeq and is a predicted model, not a curated record. Gene Ontology annotation, biological process: lagging strand elongation; mitotic DNA replication initiation; DNA replication. Gene Ontology annotation, cellular component: alpha DNA polymerase:primase complex.